AUGAGGCGUGCGCUGCUUUCUUGUCGUCAGCCCCUAGUAUCGGCAAGGUUUUCAUCAGGAAUAACGAAAGUGACACCCUCUGAGGUCACCAAAGAAAGCGCUAAAUUCGACGAAGUUACGCACACUGGACAGGCAUGGGAUCAAGCAGACUAUCGUUUACAAAGGUUCGACAUCUCAAAGAAGCAGAUCAAUCCUAAUAUUGCAAUGAACCUCAUUGCGCAACGUCCACCAAAGGAUUGUGGCAACGAGCGUGUCGUUUACUGCGAUGGAGGACAUCCGGCACUAGGUCAUCCUCGCGUAUUUAUGAACUUAGACAAACCAGGAGUUCAUGCAUGCGGUUAUUGCGGGAAUCGCUUUUACAACUCACAUGUUACCAAAGGUGAAGACAUGAAGAUCGAGCACCUUAACUGCUAA
Molecule: messenger RNA, 414 nt
Organism: Necator americanus (New World hookworm)
Lineage: Eukaryota; Metazoa; Nematoda; Chromadorea; Rhabditida; Ancylostomatidae
Exons: 4
Coding region: 1-414 (137 amino acids)
Biological process (GO): mitochondrial electron transport, NADH to ubiquinone
Source: RefSeq, a predicted model, not a curated record